AUGGCAAUUAAUGAAGUGCAGGGAGUCAUCGCGCGGUCAAAGGGUGCGCCGGUGGAACUGGUACCGAUUUUGGUUCCCGACCCCGGCGCGGGCGAGGCGCUGGUGCGAGUCCAGGCCUGCGGCGUGUGCCAUACGGAUUUGCAUUACCGGGAAGGCGCAAUCAACGAUGACUUUCCGUUCCUGCUGGGCCACGAGGCAGCCGGUAUCGUGGAGAAAAUCGGGGACGGAGUCAGCAAUGUCGUGCCCGGCGAUUUCGUGAUUCUCGCCUGGCGUGCCCCUUGCGGUCAAUGCCGUUCAUGCGUGCGUGGCCGGCCUUGGUACUGCUUCUCCAGCCGCAACGCCGAGCAGAAAAUGACCCUGGCCGAUGGAUCGCCGGUGUCGCCCGCAUUGGGCAUCGGGGCGUUCUGCGACCUGACGCUGGUAGACGCGCUCCAAGCCGUCAAGGUCGACCCGGCGGCAAGCCCUCUGGCGGCGGGCCUGAUCGGUUGCGGCAUCAUGGCCGGGCUGGGCGCAGCCAUCAACACCGGCGGUGUGAGUCGCGGCGAUUCAGUGGCGGUCAUCGGUUGCGGUGGCGUCGGCAACGCGGCGGUCGCCGGCGCGCAACUGGCUGGCGCCAACAUCAUAAUCGCGGUGGACAUCGACGACCGCAAACUCGACUGGGCCAAAGGAUUCGGCGCCACCACAUCCGUAAACUCCACCCAAACCGACCCAGUGGCGGCCAUCCGGGAACUCACCGGCGGCAACGGCGUGAACGUGGCGAUUGAGGCCGUGGGCAACCCAACCACCUACGAACAGGCUUUUUACGCCCGCGACCACGCCGGUACCGUGGUGCUGGUUGGUGUCCCGGACCCCACGAUGAAAAUUGAACUGCCGCUGAUCGAGGUUUUCGGACGCGGCGGUUCGCUCAAAUCGUCCUGGUACGGCGAUUGCCUGCCCACCCGAGACUUCCCAAUGCUGAUUGACCUGUACCUGCAAGGCCGCCUGAACCUCGACGGUUUCGUCAGCGAACGCAUCACGAUUGACGACGUUGAGGCCGCUUUCGAGCGCAUGGGUCGAGGAGAAGUGCUGCGCUCGGUCGUUGUGAUGUAG
This is a messenger RNA of Geodia barretti, 1089 nucleotides long. The record is from the annotation of a GenBank genome assembly. NCBI's taxonomy places the organism in Eukaryota, Metazoa, Porifera, Demospongiae, Tetractinellida, Geodiidae.